AUGGCUUCCUUUUGGUCAUUUUCAACAAUAUUCAUAGCAUUAAUAUCAUGCAAUUGUUCAUUGACUUUAGCUUCUGCAAAAAACAUGCAUAUUUCAGCAAUCUCAGCAGCACCAACUACCUUACCAGAAAUCUCAGCAGCACCAACUACAUUACCAGAAACUCCUGUGUUCUCUCCUGCUAUGUCACCAGAUAUGGAGCCACUGUUUCCUACUCCUGGAAGAGCUGCUUUCUCUCCAUCAGAUUCUUCAUUACCAACAAUUCCUUCAAGUCCUAGCCCUCCAAAUCCAGAUAUCUCAACUCCUCAAGGGCCUGUUUUGGCUUUUCCACCGUCAGAGUCUACGUCGCCGGCUAUAGCCCCUUCUUCUCAGGGUGCAUCUCUCUCAUUGUUUUCAAUUUUACAUCUUGUUAUCAUGUUAAUUUGCAUAAUUCAGCUUCAUGGUAUGUGAGUACAUGUUAAUGUUUGUUUCUGCUUGUGUUCUUAAAGCAUGUAAUAAUGUUCUAUAAAUUUAAGACUAGUUAGUGAACAUUUUAUGUGUCUGUCUUAUGAGUAAUUUGAAUGUAGAAAUAGUAAAUGGGGAUGAUUCUUUGUCAUUGUUCUA
Trifolium pratense (red clover) is the source of this 600-nucleotide messenger RNA. Its product is annotated as classical arabinogalactan protein 26. The transcript has a single exon. Lineage: Eukaryota; Viridiplantae; Streptophyta; Magnoliopsida; Fabales; Fabaceae. Bases 1 to 447 code for a protein of 148 amino acids. The record is from RefSeq and is a predicted model, not a curated record.